Molecule: messenger RNA, 1259 nt
Organism: Salvia splendens (bonfire salvia)
Lineage: Eukaryota; Viridiplantae; Streptophyta; Magnoliopsida; Lamiales; Lamiaceae
Product: putative HVA22-like protein g
Exons: 6
Coding region: 206-1114 (302 amino acids)
Source: RefSeq, a predicted model, not a curated record
CCGCUCCUCCUUGAGAAACUGAAAAUAAAAGCUCUGUGAAAUGCGAAGGAUUUCAAACGUUACUGUCAAAAUCUGGUCCCCUCUCACUCUACACCAGCUAACGGAGUAACGGUUCCUCGGCGUCUCCACUCGCUCGUGCGGCGGCGAUAUCAUCGCAAAUCGUUCGAUCCGACUUCUCACCUGCGCUCGGCUAACGGGAUUCAAGAUGAUUGGAUCUUUUCUAACUAGAGCACUUGUGCUGAUAUUUGGCUAUGUUUAUCCUGCAUAUGAAUGCUUUAAAACUGUGGAGAUGAAUAAGCCUGACAUUAUCCAACUUCGGUUUUGGUGCCAGUAUUGGAUUUUGGUUGCUGGAUUGACUGUGUGUGAAAGGAUUGGUGAUAUUUUCAUUGGCUGGGUUCCAAUGUAUGGUGAAGCUAAGUUGGCCUUCUUUAUUUACUUAUGGUUUCCUAAAACAAAGGCGGGCAAUCUUCUUUUCUGUAUCUUCUGUGUAUUUCAACUUGUAUCCCAAUUGUGCAUUCUAAUUAUGCUACCUUCACUAAAUUGGUUUCAGGGAACUGCUUAUGUUUAUGACUCCUUCUUUAGACCAUAUGUUGCGAAGCAUGAAACAGAAAUUGAUCGUAAUUUGGUAGAGCUGAAAUUAAAAGCUGGAGAUAUGGCUGUCUCAUACUGGCAGAAGGUUGCAACCUAUGGCCAGACUAGAAUUUUUGAUAUUCUGCAGUAUAUUGCUUCGCAGUCACCUCCACCUCGACCAGUUCAGAGAGUUGAGAAACCCACGAAUGGACAACCACAACCCACAUCUCCUGCUUCUGGUGCAUCUUCAAGUGAGCAGCUAGACGACACAACAGAUGAAGCAGAGCGUUCUCAAGAUUCAAAACCUAAAACUGUGCCCGCGGUCGUCUUGAGUGAACAGAAAACGACUCCAACCUUACCCCUCACUGAGACGGCGAAAUCUUCGACUUCCAGUGAAAUGCAAGUUGAUUCAGUCCCUCUGGCACCAAAGGAAUCCGUUCAACCUCCUACUCCACAAGAAGUAGUCAUGGAAGAUCCUGUCCGAGUGACACGAGCUAGGUCUCGCAGAACACGCCAUCCAUCGUCGGAUCGCUUAGAUAAGUAGUAGUUACUUCAACUUGUAAUUACUCGCAAGGUGAAUGGAUUGCUGGGUUGUUGAUGCUGAUGUACAUUCUGCCACUGUCGACAAAUACAUGUUAUGGUGUCAUAAUUUCAUAAAUUCAAAAGUUAUAGUAUUUCUUUGACGAUUA